AUGUCUUCCAGUCAGCAAUGGAGAACUAUAUUAGCUACGGCUGUUUUUACAGCCGCAGCUACUAAAGUCAUUGACAAUGCAUAUCAAUAUUACAAGGCAAAGAAUGAUGGUACGCCGUCUAAAGGGAAGUCUAGCGCCCGGAAAAUGGAAAUUAGUGAUUCCGAUUUUGAUGAAGGACUGAUUCGGGAACAGCUUGCCCGAAACUAUGCCUUUUUGGGUGAAGAGGCCAUGGAAAAGUUGAAGUGCCAAUCUAUUGUAGUGGUGGGUGCCGGUGGUGUAGGAUCGUGGGUAGUCACCAUGCUUGUCAGAUCCGGGAUUUAUAAAAUUAAGGUGAUUGAUUUUGAUCAGGUCUCAUUGAGUUCUCUGAACAGACAUAGCUGCGCUACCUUGAAUGAUGUAGGGACUUCAAAGGUUGGGUGUCUGAAAAAUCACUUAAUGAAGAUUGCACCUUGGUGUCAGGUAGAUACGGUGAACGAAUUGUGGAACAAAGAAAAUGCGAACCGACUGAUUUUUGGUGAAGAUGGCAGGGAAAAACCAACUUUUGUUAUUGACUGCAUUGAUAACAUUGACACGAAGGUGGACUUAUUAGAAUUUGUCUACCGCAAUGAAAUACCAGUAAUAUCAUCAAUGGGAGCUGCAACUAAAAGUGAUCCCACACGCAUUAACGUCGGGGAUUUGACCACAACUGAGGAGGACCCACUUGCACGCUCCGUUAGGAGGCGUUUGAAGUUAAGAGGUAUCAAUAAAGGGAUUCCUGUUGUGUUCAGUGCAGAAAAGCCAGAUCCCAGAAAGGCUUCUCUCCUCCCGCUUCCGGAGCAAGAAUUUCAGAAAGGGAAAGUAGAUGAACUAAGUGCAUUAAGGGAUUUUCGAGUCCGUAUUUUACCAGUGUUAGGUACUAUGCCCGGUGCAUUUGGGUUAGCAAUUGCCACUUGGGUCCUCACAAAAAUCUCCGGUUAUCCAAUGGAACCCAUAGAAGGCAAGAACAGAAUCAAAGUGUACGAUGGCAUAUACCAAUCAUUAGCAGGACAAAUGUCUCGCAUUGGCAUGCCUGAUCAACGCGUUCCCGUAGCUCUUAAGGAUAUUGGCUAUCUAUGCGAAGAGGUUUUCCGAGGGAAGUCACCUAUCAGCGGCUUUUCCACAAGGCUCACACUCUCUAAAUGGGAUCCUUCGCUACCUGUCUCUUUACAAAAUGUCAUUUUAAUGACCAAAGAGGAACAGAAAGAACAUGAAGAGCGCGUACUUAAUGGAGGGGAGAAAAUCACUGAUGUUUAUGCACAAGAGGUGCUAGACUUAGUAGCAAAGAGGCUCGAAGAAGAGAAAUAUUACUCCAAGUAUAGAUAA
Messenger RNA from Lachancea dasiensis, 1341 nucleotides. The record is from the annotation of a GenBank genome assembly. NCBI's taxonomy places the organism in Eukaryota, Fungi, Ascomycota, Saccharomycetes, Saccharomycetales, Saccharomycetaceae.